AUGCUCAGAGCCAUAGGAAGUACCAACCGACACUUGGUUGCAUCCUUCCGUUCCCAAGCCGUGAUUCAAAAUGGCCUCCGAAAUCUUCAUAUCGAACUAGUGAAGGCCCAACAUGCACCUCCACCUAUUCCAAAUCGUCAAAAACAUCCCGUUCGUACCUCAAAUGUGGCCAGUCCUCGACCUGUACCGCACAAGCCAACACCGUCGAAGAGCCCUUACAAUCACCACAGACGACACGAAGAUGCCUCGACUGCCGUCAUUCACACCCUCAUGCAGUACAUGAAGACUCCGGCGGCCUGGAAACGGCUCGAAACAUUUGUUCACAUCCAGCUCAAGCAGUGCAUUCCCUUUACACCGACUCCUCACCAGCUCCUCGAAGAUGUGACCCUCUUCCUGAUCAGGAGGGUGGAGCCGCAGGUCGCAGCAACCGUGUACGAACGGAUCGUCAGGAAGGGGUAUAUCCCAUCGAAGCUGGUUGAGUCACAGAUGGCCGCAGUUCUGCUGGCGCUUCUGCCUGAAGACAAUCCGCCAUUGUUCGAGAUGCUCGCUAGCAUGGUCGCCGACUCUGAGUUCAGCGAGGACAACUUCGUCGCGCUCCUGAAGACCAUGUACAAGUAUAACGUACACCAGGAUAUCGUAGCCCUCCUCUCCGACCAUUUCAUGACAAGUCGAGGUCCAAGCUACCAGCCGGAUCCCAAGGUUUGGGUCGCCGUUGUUGCAGCGUCUGUACGGGUUGGCGAGGUCGAGACGAUAUCCAGUGCGUCUGGUGCCAGAGGGAGGGCAAGGCGGGGCAGAAUACGGACAUGGUCUGAAGGGAGUGUCGUAAUUUCAAUGGGCGACGAGGAAACCAGCACGCUGGUGAUGCAAUUACAGGAUGUUGUUUCGCACCCCUCCUAUACCGACCACGACCUCUUCCAGCUGUUGGACACCAUGUCAGCUUUCGACGUCGACGACAACGUCGCUUCGAUCAUGCUGGAGACCUUCCUUUCCACCCGUCCUGCAGGCUACCUUCCCAAGCCCGAGCUGCUCAAACUGGCUGUGCAAAUCUCUGCUCUCUCGGGCAACCUCGAACGCGCCUUCCAGAUGGUGGAACAGGACGCGAAGGGACGGCGAGGCCGGUGGCAGGACACCUACAGCGCCCAAUUUUCCUUGCUGACUGUCUUGCGUGAUUUGUACCCUACAGACACAGACAGCUUCAACCGCCUGCUCUCGAUCAUGAACGCCAGCGGGACACCAGCCAACAUUGCCAUGUUCAACGUCAUCCUCUCGCGCACGGUCCGCAUCGGCAAGGUCCGCAUGGCUUCAAGGAUGUACAAGUCCCUCAAGGGUAUGAGCGAGGAGAUGCAGCCCGAUGCAUUCACUUUCUCCACUAUAUUCGCAGCGUACCGGAGCAGACGGGUCAUUUCCUUCCGUCGCAAACUCUCAAGGCUGCCCAUCCGACCCAGCUCUCCAACUGACCCUAAGCAGGUAGAUGCGGUCGUCCCCCCUCGCCGACUCUUCAAAGACCUCUCCGAGAGCACUCGCCGCGGAACACGGCGUGUGCGGCCACAAACGGGGCUACUGAACACCGCUCUACGUGUGUACCUCCGGCACCGCGACUAUCCCGCCGCUGUCGCCGUCCUGCGCGCCUUCAACCGAUGGGGCGUCUCGCUCGAUCACCGAACGUACUACUCGCUCGUCAAACUCCUCAUUCGGAGGAUCUGGCACGAGACUCUUGGUAAACGGCCCAAGGGCACGUUGACAUGGGCAGAUCGCUUUUUGGGUGUGGACCACCCGUGGAAAGUAGAGCUGGGCGAGAAACUCGUGGAGGGGAUGUUCGAGCGGGUAUGUCAGAGGGACUUUGAUGUCUUGAGCCCGAUGUAUAUUCCGAGGCAGGAGAAAAAGGCGCGGAAGGAGCUAUUGGAUGUGGAGGAAGCGGCCUAUCGGUUUCCGACGAUGCAGAUGAUGGAGUCUGUGAACGCGCCCGAACUGGUUGAUUUCGUAUAUGAGGCUAUUCCGCUGGAGAGGUUGAUGAAGAAGGCGAUAUGGGCGGGCUUGGAUCCAAACAGGAGCCCAGUGGAAAGAAGGAAGAUGAUGGAAGAGCAGAUCGCAGAGGCAGAGGCGGAGAUGCUGUAG
Cyclocybe aegerita is the source of this 2115-nucleotide messenger RNA. NCBI's taxonomy places the organism in Eukaryota, Fungi, Basidiomycota, Agaricomycetes, Agaricales, Hemipholiotaceae. The record is from the annotation of a GenBank genome assembly.